Tachysurus fulvidraco (yellow catfish) is the source of this 2423-nucleotide messenger RNA. RefSeq lists its product as uncharacterized. Lineage: Eukaryota; Metazoa; Chordata; Actinopteri; Siluriformes; Bagridae. The transcript is spliced from 4 exons. The coding region runs from base 1 to 723 and encodes 240 amino acids. The record is from RefSeq and is a predicted model, not a curated record.
AUGAGGAUUGUCACAAAAGGAGGCUCCAGAGAUGAUGAUCCCAUAGAGACUGUGAUAGUGCUGGAAGGCAUCAAGCACUUUCUGUACACUGGCCAGGAUCCUAACUGGGAAUCAGCUGAUGUCCAGGACGACACAUUUAGCCACCUUCUUUACACUGGCCAGGAUCCUAACUGUGAAUCAGCUGAUGUCCAGGACGACACAUUUAGCCACCUUCUGUACACUGGCCAGGAUCCUAACUGUGAAUCAGCUGAUGUCCAGGACGACACAUUUAGCCACCUUCUGUACACUGGCCAGGAUCCUAACUGUGAAUCAGCUGAUGUCCAGGACGACUCAUUUAGCCACCUUCUGUACACUGGCCAGGAUCCUAACUGGGAAUCAGCUGAUGUCCAGGACGACACAUUUAGCCACCUUCUUUACACUGGCCAGGAUCCUAACUGUGAAUCAGCUGAUGUCCAGGACGACACAUUUAGCCACCUUCUUUACACUGGCCAGGAUCCUAACUGUGAAUCAGCUGAUGUCCAGGACGACACAUUUAGCCACCUUCUGUACACUGGCCAGGAUCCUAACUGGGAAUCAGCUUAUGUCCAGGACGACACAUUUAGCCACCUUCUGUACACUGGCCAGGAUCCAGAUCCCAGGAAGAGUCACAUGAACCUGGACACUGUAUUCAAUGCAGAAGAUGCAACGCAGGCUGCUGAUUUCUUCACUCUGCUUGACUUGUGAAGACAGUUAAAUAUCAUUCAUUAUUUAUAUUUAUUAAAUAAUUCUAAUCUUUAUGCCAUCUCUUGUAUUAUUCUGAAUCAUUUCUUUAAUAAAAAAUACAUAAAACAUGAAUAUACCAAUAGCUCUUGCAGAGGCAUUUAUUAUAUCAAAUGCAAUGUGAUAUUUGUAUGAAUUUAAAAUUUGUACAUCAGUCUAAUCAUAACUAUUGUUAUUUAAGAAUAACUUUUAAAAAAUUGCAUGUAUUGAUAAUUAAUUUUAGAUUGAAAUAUAAAUUUAGUGCUACUUUGACAAGUAUUAUUUUAAUGCAAAUUUGACUUAGCAAUAAAUUCUAACCACAUCUUAAAGGUGAAUGUAUGAAACAAUGCACAGAAAAGUGCGGCCUGAUGCACGAAAUGUACCAAAUGAUUUAUUCAACAAAGUAAUUUAUUUUUUGUAGCUUCUAUACACUUAUUUGGUAAAGUUUUAAUUAUGAACAACGUUCUAAUAUUUAACAAAAGAUCUGAAACAAGAAUCAAUGCAGUAGAAUAUUGAAUAUGCCCAGUUUUGCCUAAGAACUAUAUAUAGGCUGAUGGUGGUGUAGAAAAUGCAUGAAGCUUUAAACAGUGCCCUAGAGGUUUAACUUACAGAAACUGGUCAGUCAUUGCAAUGUGCUCUGAGCGGAUAUCAUUUGGAUGAUAUUGAAUUUAUUUUCCUGCACACAGAGCAGUAAAAGAGAGACAGUAGUGAAUCUUGAAUAUUAUUUUUUAGCUUUUCUUCACAAACACUUGCUCAUACAACUUGAAAAUAUACAUAAUAAUGUGAACUUUAGACUAUGCAUAUAGUCAAGUUAAAAUGUGUGUGUGGACAAAAACUCUUAAAAGUAGGGAAAUAAAAAUGUAAGUAUUAAAAUGUAAAGUAUAAGUUUUACUUUAGUGUCUAAAUAAAUUAUAUCUGUUCAUUUAGUAAUGUACAUUGUGGUUAUUUAUAUAAGCGUGUGCUUCCCCAACAGCCUAGCUUUGGUCCAGAUCCGAGCAAGAUCCGGUCCGCUUGUGCCAGAUUUGGCCCGGAUCUGAGCCACGCUACGUUGUUGUGUUGCUCGCCUCAAAUAUGCAUAAGGAUUGUGUAAAGUCUGUGUUUACACUAAUGCACAAAUAUUUAAAUAUAUAUGUGAGGGUUUUUAGUACAUGUGUCAUGUUAUUUUUACCUGUAAGCUACUAGCAUCGAGUUUGCCGUUAGAAACCAUCAUCUCUCUGUGAACAACUUUAUUCUGAGCUCAUUUGAAGCUGCUGUCUAUAACUUUUUCCUCUGUCACCAAAAUUGUAGCUUUGUAGCUGUAAAAUCAUGACUGAAAGCUCAAAUGUAAACUUUUUUUAAAUAAAUUUUUAGUUGAGAUUCCAGUAAAGGGGAAAGUUUACUGCAUUAUAGAACACAUAUAACUGAUUUUUUGUUAUGUUUCUGUUAUUAGUGUUUUGUGUUACAUUUCCUUGUGACUCAAUCAGAACGUUCUGCAUUGAAAUGAUAUGGGGAGGACGUAGAUGAACUCUGAAAAUAAUAUGACACAAAAUGUAAAGGUAACAUAAUGUAAAUGUUAUGCUAUAUGUUUAUAAAUGCCCAUCUUUCAGUGCAGCAGCAAAAAGUAAACAAGCUGUGCAGAAUUUUGGACAAUGUGAGAAGCACUUACAGGUAACAAUUUACAAUAUAUAUAUUGUCUUCUUCUUGAA